Messenger RNA from Mugil cephalus (flathead mullet), 5018 nucleotides. Its product is annotated as V-set and immunoglobulin domain-containing protein 10-like 2. Lineage: Eukaryota; Metazoa; Chordata; Actinopteri; Mugiliformes; Mugilidae. The record is from RefSeq and is a predicted model, not a curated record. Bases 427 to 2979 code for a protein of 850 amino acids. The transcript is spliced from 12 exons. Gene Ontology annotation, molecular function: protein binding.
GGUCCAUAUUGAGAUGGGUGUAUUAGUUAAUGUACAGGUGUAUGCACAGGUGUGUGUGUGUGUAUGCGUGUGGAAGGCCAACCCAUCGACCGAUGCUUCUCUGUUGUAUUAUUGAUGAGGUCAGUAUCACUGUGUUAUUCUAACCCCACAUGAGAAAGAAAGAGGGACAGAGAGAAAGGAAAACACAUGAAUAAUUGAGUCUAAAUCAGUUUAGUAACCCUGCGUUCCUUCCCACUCUCAGUCUGAUGAAGUCAGUAACUGCAGCCAGUAUCCCCCAGAAACUUGCAGAUCACAAGGAAGGAUGCAACCUCAGGUGUCUGAGAGGAAGCUAUAAGAAGUUGUUUUUGGAGUUGAAAAGGGUUACCUUUUAAGGUGCCACAUUUUUUGGAGUUAAGAAGUUGCUGGACUCAGGAUCAUCAUGAUACCAUGGUGGCCCAACUGUUAAGGCUGGCCUUUCUAUAUCUAACAACCAAUCUUGUCAAUUUGACAACAUAUGCCAUACAGAUCAGUCACAAAGGGGAGGUGGUGUACCAGGACACCAGUAUCUUUGGAGUGUUGGGUAAAGCGGUAAUCCUGGAGUGUGGUUCCACCGUACCUGACAUGUACAUUUGGAGCUUCACAAAGCCCGGCACUGAAGCCAUAAAAGCUGUGGUGUAUAAUUUGGGCCAAGGUCCGAGGAUCCAGACACUCGCCGAGACUUUAGGACAACUGACAAUGAUUUCAAAUAGUGCAGCUGUGAGCAUUGAGAAACUGCCUCUGGCUGCACAUGGUUUGUUCACCUGCCAGGCCUUCUAUGACAUAGACCAGGAGCCCAUAGUUUACUAUUACUAUGUGCACCUCUCUGUUCGAGUUCCCGUCAGUAAGCCUUACCUUCUGUUGAGUGAUGCCUCUCCAGUGGAAGGGUCGACAAUGUGGAUGCGCUGUAAUCUGGAAAAUGGGACUGGGCCCAUCCAGUAUGUGUGGCAACACGAAACCCGCAGUGGCAAUGUCACAGCUUUCGCACAGGGCAGCAGCCAUAUCAUCAACGUGACUGAUGUCAACCGAAACCACACAGGUUGGUACCGCUGUGUGGCCAGCAAUGCUGUGAACAGCGAAAGCUCCAACCGCUUAUGGCUGGACACCAUCUAUGGCCCAGAUAUUCCUCAGAUAGACGUGACUCCGUACAGUAUAACAGAGCGCGGCUACUCAGCUCUGGAGAGAGAGACUGUAUCUUUGCUGUGUCAAGCCCAGUCCAACCCAGCCAGUCAGUAUGUCUGGUUCUACAACAAUUCCCAGGUCUAUACUGGGGCGCAGUUCACCAUCACCAAAAUCCUCCGCAUGCAUACUGGCGACUACGCCUGCUUGGCACAGAACACCUACCUCAACACCCGCUCCAAGAAGACCAUCAGCCUGACCGUCUACUACCCACCAGAUGGCUCCCCUUCCUGUUCGGUGGAGCCGGCUCUGAAUCACUCCUCUCUGAGACUGUUCUGCUUCUGGCCCGGAGGAUCGCCCUCCCCGUCCCUCCAGUGGACUGGAGACCUGACACAUGCAGAACAAGAACAAUCCAACACCAACAUAAACAACACAUCAAAUCACCACACUACCACUGCCAUCUUGCUGCUCUCUGGAGGCCUACCAUCUAAUAACAGCAUGUUUACAUGCACAGGCUCCCAUCUUGCCCUGAAACAACGGAGGGAGUGCAGCACACAUGCAUAUGUUCCCCCUGCAGAGCCAGUGUGUUUUGCAUAUGUGACAAACAGCCAAGAGUAUCUGAUGCUCUCCUGCUCCUGGGAUGGAGGUGCCCCAAAAGGCUUGGUAUGGUGGGAAGGCCCCGGAGGCCAGGGCAGCAGUGGACAAGAAAUCUCCAACAUCCUGAUACUCCGCUAUGGCACUGCUCGCAGUGGGAAACCGUACACCUGCCAUGCUAAGCACCCACUACUGGUUGAAACCAAGACCUGCAAGCUUACACUGGAGGCCCCUGUGUUGCUGACUCAGCGGAGAAUUGUGUCUGUGUACGAAGGGAGUGAUGUACAGCUCACCUGCAAUAUCAGAGCCAACUAUCUCCCUGUAAAUGAAAUCACCUGGUUUAACAAUCAGGGUGUCGGCGUCCAAGACACCUCCAAGUACACACUGCUGCGAACAUCUGCAUGGGCCAAUCUGACAGUGAGAGAUACGGACGAGACUCAAGACAGUGGCGACUACAGGUGCUCCACUUCCAAUGCAGUGGGAGGAACUGAAGUCAAUGUCACUUUAGUUGUAAAGAGACACCCCAUGCCACCCAACACAACCCUGGUCAGAGCUACAUACAUUAGCCACCAGCGUAAUGAGGUGGAGCUGGAGUGGCAGGUAGAGAAUGAAGAACAGGGAGGUUGGACAAGUUUCUUCCUGGAGCACAGAUCUGUGUUGGAGAGACCAGAAAGGAGAGGAGGCAGAAAUGAUUCAAAGCAGCAGACAGAGGAGAGGACUGGUCCCAUUGUCUGGUACCGUAAGAUCAUCCAUGAUCCAAAUGUCAGGAUUCAAACAGUAGGGAGACUGAUACCCACUGCUACCUACCAGUUCCGCAUCACACCUGUUAACCACCGCACCAUCGGACACCCUUCUGUAGCAAAGACUCCAGCGGAACCACGCUACAACGUGUACCCUGCUGUGAUUGGCGCAGCUAUAGGUGGGAUGCUCUUUGCAGCCAUUCUUACAGUGCUGCUGCUCGUGUACAUAAUCCGCAACCGCAACAACAACCCUCGACUACAUGACAUGCUGUUUGGCAUGCAGCACAGCCAGUCAAGGGAAAACAUCCAUUUACCAGAGGAUGAAGUGGUCGCUGGGUCAGAAGGAGGAAUAGAGGAGAUUGGUGGAUCAUCCAGUUCAGGUCCAACUUUGGCUUUACCCCGGGCAUCUUCUCCCCUCACCACCCCCUCACCCACAAGUCAAGCCUCUCCCACUGAAGACGAGAACGAGCCUGUCAGCGUCACCAUCACUGUCAAAGCUACAGGCACAUAACCAACUCUAUUUUAAUUAAACCUGGAAUUGUUUUGGUAGACAUUUUUCACAAUUGCUCAGUGUUACCUGUCAUUAGGAUCUCAUCUCAUCUACAAUAGUCUCUACUGGUGCUCGGCAUAUUUAACUACAAAACUUUCAUAUUUGAAUCACGGAUCUGGUGGACCAUACAGUAAAUCAAAUGAUGUGCACAUACGCUAUUGUCAAAAGUAUUCGCUCGCCCAUCCAAAUCACAGAAUACAGGCAUUCUAAUCACUUCCAUGGCCACAGGCGCAUAAAAUCGUAUAUGUAUAAAACAAAGUGAAGGCAAUUGGUAAUGACAACAACUCCGCUACGAAGUGGCAGGUCACGUAAAGUGACAGACGCUGACACACACAGUGUCCAGAGGUCACAAACUUUCUGCAGAGUCAAUCACUACAGACCUCCACACUCCAUGUGGCCUUCAGAUUAGAUCAAGAACAGUGCGUAGAGAGCUUCAUGGAAUGAGUUUCUAUGGUCGAGCAGAUACAUCCAAGCCAAAAAUCACCAAGUGAAAUGCAUAGCGUUGGAUGCCGUGGUGACGGCAGUGGACACAGUGGAGUUAUCUGGAGUGACACUUCUCCAUCUGGCAAUCUGAUGUAUGAAGUUUGAUGGAGGUGGGAUUAUGGUGUCGGCUUGUUUUUCAGUUGUUGGACACGGCCCCUUAUUUCCAGUGAAAGGAACUCUGAAUGAGAGAAAAAAAAACUUCUUAAAUAUUUGAUUUUAGCAACUUUUUAAUAUUUGACUUUAGCAAAGGUGUUUUUCAUACAUAUAGGUUUUAUUUCCAUUCCAUAUGCGCGUAAAGGCAGGUGAGCGAAUACUUUUUGCAAUACAGCGUAUACUGACUAGCCAACUGCAGUUUUGUUUUUGUAUUUUUUAAAAAAUGAAAACCUUUAAUUUGAGAGAUGUUGAUCAUUGAGGCUGGUUCGUUAUUUUAAAAUUAACAAUAUGAAUCUAUUGCUGAGGCCACAAGAAGUAAUUACAUUUUUUAGUGCAUUAUUUCCACACUGGUGUUAUAUUACCAGUUGAGUAAAGCAAAUGCCAUCUAAAGCAAACAAGAGUUCUAGGAAGUUUCUACACAUCUGUCAAAAUGUCCAUAGGUUGGCAUAGGAUGUAAAACUUGCAAGUGGACAACUUUGUUAACAUCAAGUGCAACAACACAUAUAUAGCAGAACAGGCAAUGUGUACUAGCCAUUCAGCAAAACGGCCAACUUGGUGUUUGUCUUUAUUUUGCAAAACUCUCACCAAAGAAGCCAAUGUGAAAUGUAUUCUUUUGCUGCCUCUUGCUCAGUCAGUCUCUUUUUCUCUUGACUCCAUCAGUAAAUGUACACUUUGGUUUAUUCACCCUGAGAAUAUUGAGCUACUCUUCUUAUAGCAGUUCCAGAACCGGAAGCCAGACCAACUUCCCUGCCCAGAAUUCUUUUGGAAUUGUUGAUCUGGAACCCUUCUGUCGGGAACCGAUUAUUCACUAUAUCAUUUGUACAGGUUCAGUGUGGUGAUCGACUAAGGGGUAACAGACUUCCAACAAAGUGAAACAUCUUCUGAGCGCCAUAGAGUUUAAUUUGUUUACAACUAAAUUGAUAAUAAACUAGAGGGAUUUUUCCUCUGUAACCGUUAAAACACCCCUCAUAAUAAAUUCUGUAAAAAUUGUUACCAGGCUUAAAUUAUAAGAACUGAGUCUGACUAUGCCAGGCUACCCAAAGAUCAGUUUUUGGUGAUGUGAAUGAGUGGCAUCAAGUUCUAUGCACUUCUCACAUGACACUAUUUGAUCGGCUCAAGCUACAUAGUGGCAGAACAGGAUUGCAGUGGGAAAUGAAAGAGGAAACAUCCCUUAUUACAAGUGAGUGUACUAUCAAAUUUGAUUUCGAUGUUAUUUUAAGCUAAAAUGGUUCCAAAAACUCAGAUACUUCAAGAUUUGAUGAUACAUUUUUGAUGGAUAUAAGGUAAACACCAUCAAGACCAAUGUCUGCCUCAUCUGCAUUGAGUGCAUUUAUCAUUUAGAUGAUUAUUUGCAGUAAAUAAAU